UCUACUAAAAGUACAAAAAAUUAACUGGGCACGGUGGCGCGUGCCUGUAAUCCCAACUACUCAGGAGGCUGAGGCAGGGGAAUUGCCUGAACCCAGGCGGCGGAGGUUGCGGUGAGCCGAGAUCGCGCCAUUGCACUCCAGCCUGGGUAACAAGAGUGAAACCGUCUCAAAAAAAAAAAAGAACAAGGGCUCGACUAGAGGAGAGUGUUCAUUGGUAAAGGUUUCCUAGAAGGAAAUAUGGCAGCAUCCACUAAAAAGUAAUAUGGUCUUCAAAGAAAUUUUUCCAUGGAAAUAUUCCCCCAUGUGUGUUAACAUGUAUGUAAAAAAUGUUUAUUGCCAAAAUGGUAUAGUAAAAAAUUGGAGACAGCCUAUAUUCUUCAUUAUCAGGGGUGUAGAUUGAUAAAUUAUGGUUCAUCCACUUAUAGUUCCAAGCAACUGUUGAAGGGAGAGGCAGAGCUAUACAUGUUUGUGGUGUGUGUGUGUGUGUGUGUGUGUGCACAUGCACACUAUAGGAGAGUGGACGACAUUACAGAACAGUACACAUUUGACUCCAUGUCGAUAAAAAUAUAUAUAUGUGUGCAUCCUCCUAUUUAUGUCAAAGUAUUUUAAAAGACAGCCAGGAGAAACGCUACGUUGUUAGUGGUGAUAGCCAGUAAGCUGGGGAACUAAAAUGGGGUAAAAGUGAAGGAGACUAUCAUAUUUUAUUCAUGUACUGUGUUAUAGAAUGAAUCUUUUUUUUAAUUUAUGUUUUUUUCUCUCACUACUUGGAUCAGUAUAGAAUGAAUCUUUUAAAAAUAAAAAUGCAUUUAUCUUUUGGUUGGCUUCAUAUCAAAUUUUUUAAAUUGAGGGCUUGAUAUGUGCAAAACAUUAUACUGUAAAUAAUUUUAACUGAUUUGAAAAUGAAAGACAUAACACUUUACUCUUUUGAGAUUUGAGAAGAGCAAAGGCCAAAAUGCUUUUUAAUUGUUAUAAAGUGAACCUACUCAAUAAACUUAUUUACCAUUUCCUGUGUGACAACUGUGCUGGGUGCAGGGAGAGAGACAGAAGACUGUAUGAAACAGACCCUGCUCUCCUGAACCUAGUAAUUACUAGGAAAGAAACAGUGGCAGACAAGGGCCAUAGAAACCACAGAGUGCCACUAAUAUGAAUUGUUCAACAUGAGUCAAUUUUUUUUUUGAGACGGAGUUUCGCUCUUGUUACCCAGGCUGGAGUGCAAUGGCGCGAUCUCGGCUCACUGCAACCUCCGCCUCCUGGGUUCAGGCAAUUCUCCUGCCUCAGCCUCCUGAGUAGCUGGGAUUACAGGCACACGCCACCACACCCAGCUGAUUUUUUGAAUGUUUAGUAGAGAUGGGGUUUCACCAUGUUAACCAGGAUGGUCUCGAUCUCUUGACCUCGUGAUCCACCCGCCUUGGCCUCCCAAAGUGCUGGGAUUACAGGCUUGAGCCACUGGGCCCGGCCUAAGAUUUUUAUAUUUUUUUGUUUUGUUUUCUUUGAGACAGAGUCUCACUGUCACCAGACUGGAGUGCAGUGGCACAAUCUCAGCUCGCUGCAACCUCUGCCUCCCAGAUUCAAGGAAUUCUCCUGCCUCGGCUUCUGGAGUAGCUGAGACUAGGCACAUGCCAUCACACCCAGCUAAUUUUUGUAUUUUUAGUAGAGACAGGGUUUCACCAUAUUGGCCAGGAUGAUCUCAAUCCCUUGACCUCGUAAUCUGCCCUCCUCAGCCUCCCAGAGUGCUGGGAUUACAGGCAUGAACCACCAAGCCUGGCCUUUUUUUUUUUUUUUUUGAGACAAGGCCUCUCUCUGUCACCCAGACUGGAGUGCACUGGCAUGAUCACAGCUCACUGCAGCCUCAACCUCCCACGCUUAACCAGUUCCCCCACCUCAGCCUGCUGAGUAGCUGGGACCACAGAUGUGUGCUACCACACCCCGCUAAUUUGCAAUUUUUGAAGAGACAAGAUCCCACUGUGUUCCCCAGGCAGGCCUUGAACUCCUGGGUUUAAGCAGUUCUCCCACCUCGGCUUCUCAAAGUGCUGGGAUUACAGGCAUGAGCCAUGGCACCUAGCCUAAACUCAGAUUUUAAAUGAAUACCCUAUCUCAAUUUUUAUUACAUUUUAGUUACAGAAUGCCAUAUUGUCUUCUAUUUUGUGGAUUGCCCUGGAGUGAUAACACAUGUAGUUCACAGAAAACUGGGAUUACCUUACACAUUAAAAAACAAUGGCAACCAAUAGUUAAACCCUGUUCGAGUAAAUUUAAAUAAUAAACAAUAGUAGUAAAUUUAGAUAAUAAACAAUAGUAUUUAAGUUACAUGUCAGGUUUCAAAUGUCACAUCUUGGCUUAUCUAUCCAUCCAUUUAAUUGACUUAUUUAACAAAUGUUAUUGAAUGCCUACUUGGGCAUUGCUCUAGGAAACACUGAUGGUAUUGCAGUAAAAAAUCAAGUAUUUUAAAAACACAUUUUAACAUCGAAAAUACUGAAAGUCUGAAAUCAGUGCAAUUUCUAUGCAAAAGUAAGGAAGGGGCAAGGUUCACUGGAGCUUUGCUUAUUCCAUUUCUUAUUACAGUCACAGAAUAAUAAUUGUAUGGCCGGCUUACAGAAAUCUCUGCCAAAAUACCUCAGAUCUAGUACAUUUUUCCUGAUGUUAAUGAUUUAGAUAUUAAUUGAAAUACACAAUUUAAAAAUAAAUUUUUAUCAAAACAGGUAGAUUUACAUGUUCAUAAAACAAGACAAAGUAUAAACCUCUCCAUUUUUACUUAAUCUUGUAUGUACAGAUAUUUGAAAUGUAGACUGUCCAGUUUUAUUCCUAAAAUCUCUUCUCUUUGAUGUCAAUAUGUCAGACUUUUUUCUCAUAUCCAAGUAAGUGUUGAAAGAUGCUGUGUAUCAUAUGCAGUUUUCAGUUUUUUCUUAAUUGAUUAGUACACUUUAAUAUUUAUACGACAAGAUCAUUGGUGAAGAUGUUACAGUGAACAUUAAUUGGUAAAGUCAAUAAAACAGGAUUCGGAGACAGAAAAUACAAGUCAAGGCUCUUCCACUUCGUAGUUAGUGACUUCUGGGUAUUACAACUGUAUGUUCAGUUUCUGUUUUUUCAGCUACAAAAUAAAAUAUUUGUGAGAAGAUUAAACACAAAUAUGCUAAAAUGCUGGAGAAGCUAUAAAGCUUUGUAGAUAUUUUGUGUUUGUAUUCAUUAUAACACUGUGCUAAAUAAACAGCACUUGUUAGAAACCAGCAGUAGAUAUUAUUUUAAUGGUGAAAUACUGUUCCCAAGUCGGAACAAAACAAAGGUGUUUGUUUUUAUCAUCUCUAUUUUCUUUUCUUUUCUUGUUGCCCAGGCUGGAGUGCAAUGGUGUGAUCUUGACUCACUGCAACCUCCACCUCCUGGGUUCAAGCGAUUCUCCUGCCUUAGCCUCCCAAGUAGAUGAGACUACAGGCGUGUGCCACCACACCCAGCUAAUUUUUUAUAUGUUUAGUAGAGAUGGGGUUUCACCAUGUUGGCCAAGCUGGUCUCAAACUUCUAACCUCAGGUGAUCCACCCCACCUAUGUGUCUGAAAGUGUUGGGAUUACAGGCGUUAGCCACCUUGUCCGGCCUACGAUCAAUUUUUUCAAUAUUGUUCUAUAAUUCUAGACCAGCACUGUGCAGUAAGACUUCCUGCAGUUAUGGAAGUGUUUUCUGUCUAUGCUAUUCGAUAUGGAGCCACUAGCCAUGUGUGUCCAUCCAAGUUUACAUUAAAUUAAACUUAAUUACAUUUGAAAUUCAGUUCCUCAGUUGCACUAACAUUUCAAAUGCUCGUUAGCCACAUGUAGCUAGUGGCUACCAUAUUAUAUAGCUCAGAUGAAGAACAUUUUCAGCAUCCCAGAAAACUCAAUUGGUUUAGAAGUUCUAAUAGUCCAGAAUUACAGAAUAAUGUUGAAUAAGAGAGAUAAUGAAAGCAUCACAUAUUUAUCCAUCCAUCAAUCCAUUUUGUGUUUUAUGUUUUUUGUUUUUUUUUUUUUGAGAUAGUCUCAGUCACUCUGUCACACAGGCUGGAGUGCAGUGGCACGAUCAUGGCUCACUGCAACCUCACCUCCCCAGAUCAAGCUAUUCUUGUGACUCAGCCUCCCAAGUAGCUAGGAUUAUAGGCAUGCACCACCACGCCUGGCUGAUUUUUGUAUUUUUAGUAGAGACAGGGUUUUACCAUAUUGGCCAGGCUGGUCUCAAACUUCUGACCUCAAGGGAUCAACCCACCUUGGCCUCCCAAAGUGCUGGAAUUACAGGUGUGAGCCACCACGCCUGGCCUACAACUUACUUUAAAAUGCGUAAAACAAGGCUGGGCACCAUUGUUCACGCCUGUAAUCUCAGCACUUUGGGAGGCCAAGGCAGGUGGAUCACUUGAGGUCAGGAGUUCGAGACCGGCCUGGCCAACUUGGUGAAACCCCAUCUCUACUAAAAAAUAUACAAAAAUUAGCCAAGCAUGAUGGUGUGGGUCUAUGAUCCAAGCUGCUAGGGAGGUUGAGGCAGGAGAAACACUCGAACCCAGGAGGCAGAGGCAGCAGUGAGCCGAGAUCACCACUGUACUCCAGCCUGGGAGACAGAGCAAAAUUCCAUCUCAAUAAAUAAAUAAAGUUGUAGACAUCAAUAUACUUCCCCCUUAAUUAGCAUACAUAACAUUGUCUAGUUAAGUACUUGUUUAUUAUUUGAUAGAUAAAAUUUUGCAUAUAGUGAACAAAUUUUAUAGUACCAAUCAAUGAGUAUUGGCAAAUGCAUACAGCUGUAUAAUCCAAAUCCUGUCAAAACAUAGAACAUAACCAUCACCCCAAAAAGUUUCCUCAUUUUUCUUCCCAUUUAGUUCCUACCAUCACCCCCUGAAGACAAUGAAGAAACAAAAAAAUCACCUUGAUAGAAAGAUGGGCUGAGGGCAUACACUGUCAUUUCACAAAAGAGGAAAUAUACAUUGACCAAUAAACCCGUAAGGAAAUAAAUGCCCAACCUUACUUAAAUGUGAAACAAAUUAUUUUAUAUGUCAGAUUGGCAAUAAUUUAAAAUGUUUAUAACAGGGAGUUUUGGCCAGCGUGUGGGGAAGGGCACUCCCAUGACAACCCAAAAUGCUCUUUAACUUAUCCAGAAUAUAUUUCAAUAAUUAUAUACAUUUUUUAUUUUACGAAUUCCAUUUAGUUCUUUUAAAAAUAUUCCCAGUCAUUUGUGGUAAUUUCUUUUUCUUGUCCCUAUUGAUAACUCUAAGCUUUAGUUCUUUAAACUUUCAUUUAUUAGGUAUUUUAUAUUCUGUUGUUAACUCCCCUAUCUGAAUUUCUUCUAGAUCUGUGUUAGUUACAGUAUAGACUUGACUGCUUUAACAUACAGACCCCAAACAAUAAGAUAGACAUUUAUUCGUUGUCCAAGUAGGUAGUCCAGUACUGAUAUGGAAAGUCCAAUCUACAAUCCACAGGUCUCCAAGUCCUUUCUCUCAUUACACUGCUAUUCUCAACAUUUCAUCAGCUCCCACCAUCUUGUCCACAGUCCAGACAGCAGAAAAGAGAAAAUGGGAGUCACCCCUACCUUUUGAUAGCUGGGCCUGAAAGUGACACACACUGCUUCUGCUCACAUCUCACAGGAAGGUACUGGAAGAAGAAGAGGAACAGCGUACAAGAACUACAAGUACACCUUUUGUGGGAAACAGCCAGUUCAAAAUCUUCCCAAUCAUCAGUUAUACUUUUCUUGGGAUUAUGAAAUUAAAACAUUCUGUACUUGGUUAUUUUCACAAGCCUUAUCAUCUUCAAAUACUCCCUCCUUUGCCCAUCCCUCAAAAGGUUAACAGUGGGAAAUUUUUCUUUAAAAGUAAACUAUGUUCUUUUCUUUAAAAUAACCGUUAUAGAGAAAUUAUUCCUUUAAGUAGUCAUGCUUUUAAAUUGCUUGGAGGUGAUUACAUAUGAACCUUCCUAUAAACUUGUAUCUCUCUCAUUUAAAAGAAAAGAGGAAGGAAAGGAAUUAGCCCAUUAAUUAUUUAAAAUACUUGGUGCAACUGUUUCUAUGAAUUAAUCCAGGCACUUGGAAGACAAUUACACUCCGUGUUAAUAUCAUUGCCAACCUUUUCCACUAUGCUGCACUCCAAAUACUAUUGUGUUUUCAAUGACAACAUUCCCUAUUACAUAUGCAUAUGAAAAACAGGCAUUUUCAUCAGAAUUACCGUAAUAGCAUUAAGAGAUUAUUUUUUCCAAUUUCCUUGGAAGAAAAUUCACUUAAAUUAGAUUAUUUAUUACUCGAUUGCUCUUGUAUCUUGCCUGUAUGUUUAGGUAACUGGAACCCGUGAAAGUAUAAACUUCAGAAUAAAAAGCAUGAUUUUAUACAUUAAUGACUUCAAAUAAAAGAGGAAUGCCACAUUUGUGCAUCACUUCUUUCGAGAAAGUUAAGUCUGUUCUGCUUCGGAGAGAUAACACUUUUUGUCCCAGUAGGUGGCCCCCCUGGUGUAGCCAUUAGUUGCUAAUUACUUGCAAACAAAUAAACAAUUAACUCCUUAAGCUUCUGGCUGGGCAAGUGUUCAUUGACAUGCUAAAACUUUCUAAGACAGGAUUUUAAUUAGUGAUGUUCUAAAUCCAGCCCCCUUGUCAGCGUAGCUAUAAGGUGAAUUGCAGGAAGACCCCAGCCUUAUACACGUGAGGCUGAGCCAGCAGAGGCCAGAGCUAUUGCUCUGCACAGACCACGAGAGGAUGUCUCCCAGCCUUCAGGAAGGCGCUCAGCUCCGGGAAAGCAAACCCUCAACUUGCUCCUUUUCAAUUGAGAGAAUCUUAGGAAUGGACGAGAAGAAAGACUGUGUUCCAUUAGUGAAACCCUACUGGCCCUGGGCAGACACCUGCAGCUCCUCAGGGAAAGAUGGUAACUUAUGUCUAUAUGUCCCAAAUCCUCCCAAUGGCAUUUCAUUCCCUAGCAUGGUGGAUCACCCAAUACCAGAAGAAAGAGCUUCAAAAUAUGAAAAUUACUUUUCAGCCUCAGAAAGACUGUAUUUGAAAAGAGAGUUGAGUUGGUAUAGAGGCCGAAGACCAAGAACUGCUUUUACUCAAAACCAGAUUGAAGUGUUAGAAAAUGUCUUUAGAGUAAACUGCUAUCCUGGCAUUGAUAUUAGAGAAGACUUAGCUCGAAAAUUGAAUCUAGAGGAAGACAGAAUCCAGAUUUGGUUCCAAAAUCGGCGUGCAAAACUGAAAAGAUCCCAUAGAGAAUCACAGUUUCUAAUGGCGAAAAAAAAUUUCAACACAAAUCUCCUGGAAUAGAUAGAAAACUAAACAAAUGAAAUUAUCUUCUAAUUGCAGAGCAUGAAGAAUCAGUGGAAAUAUUAAUUGUUAAAAUGUGAUGUUUUCUUUCCUGCAUUUAAUCUGCAUAUUGUCAUUUUUUUCUGAAAAUAUAUUGUAAAUAAUUGCUAUUAUAGCAUGGUACAUAUUAUAUUUGGGUACUUUUAGUUAUAGUAAAGAACUUUCCUAUAUAUUUUAAUAAUCAUUUUCAGAAAAGAUUGCUAUUUUUUAAGUGAGCAAAAUUAACCUAAUAAAUUAAUUUGUUAAAAUCAAUAGACUCAUGACUAAGUGAUUCCACAAGUUGAAUUCUAUUUGUAAAGUAUUUCAAGUGAAAUAAUCUGAAGA
Molecule: messenger RNA, 7596 nt
Organism: Callithrix jacchus (white-tufted-ear marmoset)
Lineage: Eukaryota; Metazoa; Chordata; Mammalia; Primates; Cebidae
Gene: HESX1
Product: HESX homeobox 1
Biological process (GO): regulation of transcription by RNA polymerase II; pituitary gland development; forebrain development
Cellular component (GO): nucleus
Molecular function (GO): DNA-binding transcription repressor activity, RNA polymerase II-specific; RNA polymerase II cis-regulatory region sequence-specific DNA binding
Source: RefSeq, a predicted model, not a curated record